AUGGGUUCUCUUCCGGAGAGACUGCCGUUGGACCCCUCUGUGGCCAUUCAGCCGAAUGAUGCCAAGCGUGUGGCCGAGCUUGCAAACGCGAUCGGCUCUCUCGGAGCAACUUGGUCGCCAAGCGAUGAUGCCACACGUAAUCAACUGUUGAAGCAGGCUCGUGCGUUGGUACUGUCUCUCGAGACGCCUAGAGAAACAAUGAUUAGGCAUGUGUGGGCGCAGCCCAAUGUCAAUGUCAACAUCCUGGCGGGCAUUUACUCGGGUCUUUGGAAGCACAUGACGGAGAACCCUGGGCCCAAGAAGGUUGAAAAGCUUGCUUACACGCUGGGCUUUGAUCCCGAUGUCCUUGCUCGCUUGCUGCGUCAUCUCGGCGCGAUGGGAUACAUAAAAGAGGUCGGGGCCGAUGAGUAUGAACUCACGAACUUUUCAAAGUCCUUGAGUCUCCCCCUGAUCGCUGGAGGAUACCCUGUCACCGUUGGCGGUUGCUGGCCGACCCUGGCCAACUUCCCUACGUACCUGAAGAAGAACAACUGGAGGAUUCACGAGGAUCCCAAAAAGGGACCCAUGCAAGACAUCAUUGGCGAAGACAGCGACUUCUUCAAACACAUGAUGACCAACUAUCCUGCGGGAGAGUUCCAGAACCACAUGGCUGGCUACAGACAAGGCCGGCCGUCAUGGAUGGACGCUGACUUCUUUCCGGUCGCCGAGCGCCUUGUUCAGGGUGCAGACACCGCCAAGGAUGCCGCGUUCCUCGUCGACAUCGGAGGCAGCACAGGCCACGAUAUCGACGAGUUCUGCCGAAAGCAUCCCAACGCGCCCGGCCGCCAUGUUCUGCAAGACCUCCCGCACGUGCUUGCGCAAGUUGAGAAGAUCGACCCCAAGAUCGAGCCAAUGGAGUAUGACUUCCACACAGAGCAGCCGGUCAAGGGCGCUAGGGCGUACUAUUUGCAUUCUGUGCUUCACGACUGGACAGACGAGGUUGGCAAGAGUAUCCUCGCGCGCGUGACGGCUGCGAUGAAGCCUGGAUACAGCAAGUUGUUGAUCAAUGAGAACGUCGUACCCGGAACCGGGGCCAACUGGCAGACCACAGCCCUGGACAUGAUGAUGCUCACUCUUUUUGCUUCAAGAGAACGAACGGAAGCGCAAUGGCGCAGUCUCCUGGAGCCGGCGGGUCUCAAGAUCGUCAAGAUUUGGUCCAAGGGCGAGGGAGUGGAGAGCCUCAUCGAGUGUGAGCUGGCGUGA
Molecule: messenger RNA, 1242 nt
Organism: Colletotrichum gloeosporioides
Lineage: Eukaryota; Fungi; Ascomycota; Sordariomycetes; Glomerellales; Glomerellaceae
Product: O-methyltransferase mpaG
Exons: 3
Coding region: 1-1242 (413 amino acids)
Molecular function (GO): O-methyltransferase activity
Source: RefSeq, a predicted model, not a curated record